Salmo salar (Atlantic salmon) is the source of this 1471-nucleotide messenger RNA. NCBI's taxonomy places the organism in Eukaryota, Metazoa, Chordata, Actinopteri, Salmoniformes, Salmonidae. The record is from RefSeq and is a predicted model, not a curated record.
UACCUUGAUUCUUGAGCUGUGACUGAAUCAAGCUGUGAAUUAAUGAAAAAGAAAGUGUUCUGCACCACAGGAAGUGACAUUGUCAGAGGAACUGUUUGAGACGACACACUCCAGCUGGUUUUUCACCUCUCAUCUUCAUAAUCGACUCUAUGAUCCAAACCAUACUUCAGUAAAGAUCUGUUAAAUCAGUCUGAUGUUCAGUGCUUUGGAGCUUUUCAUUUCCCCAAAUCUUAAGCACAUAUUCACUGAACAUGGACUGUGGUAUAACAAUAUUCUCUCUUUUUCUGGUGGCUGCUUCAGGACAACGGCUGCAACAGGACCAGAUAUCAAAGACUAGGAGAGAGAAACAGAGUGUCUCCUUCGGCUGCAAAGUUACUGGUUCGUGCUUUGGUAACCUGGUCCACUGGUACCAGAAGAGAGAGGGUGAACCCUUUUCUUGGAUUCUAUACUUUGAUUUCGAUGACAAUUCUGACAGCCGUGCUACCACUCAUCCUCAGAGAGCAGAUUUCUCUGUUAGGGGGGAGUCUGACUCCAGUAAUCUUAUGAUCAAGUCCGUUAAAGUGUCCCAUUCUGCCACCUACUACUGUGCCUGCUGGGUCUCGGGAACCCACAGCCAAACACAGUGCAGGCUACUUUUUGACAAGGGAAUUUUCACUGUGUAUGUACUUGUAUUUGGAUCUGGUACGAAACUUUAUGUGACAGACAACAAUAGUGUACAAAACCCCAAAGUGACGGUCUACCCAGCGUCCAAACCUGAGCCAAAUAGGAAAACCACCCUGCUAUGUUUGGCUAGAGACAUGUUUCCAGACUUGGUCAAGAUUUCAUGGAAGAUGGUGGAUAAAAAUGGCCGAACAGUAGAGGUACCCAAAGCAGAGAGGGAAGAGCUGGAGCAGAGGGAGGAAGGACGGACGACCAGUAUGAUCAUCAUUGAUAAAGACAAGACAUACAGCAACAAAUACAGCUGUUCUGUGGAACAUGAAGGGGGCCCUCAAGAUGUUGACAUACCAGAAGAGGAACCAACUCAAGCUUCUCCAACCACCAUGGCUGCAACAACCACUUUGCAGGUUACCUAUGAUGAACCAACUGAAGCUUCUCCAACCACCAUGGCUGCACCAACCACUCUGCAGGUUACCAACGAUUCAUUCAAGUCCAUAUGCGGUCUGAACUUGGCCUCUCUGGUUUACACAGUGAUGAUAGUGAAGAGCAUGGUGUACUGCUAUGGGCUCUCUUUCCUGCUGCACUACAGGAACAUGGGUUGUAGACCCAAAACCUGUAGACAAAUUCAUUGAAAGGAUAUCCCUAUAUAUUGUGUUUCCCUCCUUAAAAUGAAUAUCACAUAAUAUUUACUUUUGAUGAUUGUGGGAGCCACCCACUACAGACACUUGAAUACGGUUCAGUUAAGGAGAGCAAAUCUUGAUGGUAGAAAUAUGAUUGAAAUAUUGACAGUUUUAUUAAAGUUGCCUUGCUAUAU